This is a messenger RNA of Didymodactylos carnosus, 315 nucleotides long. The record is from the annotation of a GenBank genome assembly. Lineage: Eukaryota; Metazoa; Rotifera; Eurotatoria; Philodinida; Philodinidae.
AUGAGAACUUUGAGCAGCGCGUACACAAGCGUGUUCGCGUAUCGUACGCUUUGGAACAAAGGCGUACGCGUAAUGUUAGAAACACUGGUCGUACCGUCUGAAAUCGAUUAUUAUGUAAUCAAUUCGAUAGGACAAUAUCUGACCAAUGCCAACGAUGAAUACUUGAAAGUAGCUGAGGCUUAUUAUAGAAGUGACAUUAAUAAAGAUUUUCUUCACGAUAUUAUUCAUGCUGUACAAGAUUUAGAGACAUUGUUAUCUCAAUUCUUUGCAUCCACAAAAGGGAAUUGCCAUCUUGAUCAACUAUUAUUACAGUAG